AUGGCCACAAUGGGAGUGAACUCCGCCAGGAGGGAGGGCGCGGCCCCGGGUGGGGACGGCGGCCACGGUGCGCGGUGGCCGUGCCGGCAGGCAGUGGCUCGCACGGGCGAAAGCGAGGGACGGCUGUGGUGCGCGGCGCGGAGCGGCGACCGGCGCUCGAGCAGAAGCGGGCGCAACAGGGGAGGCGAGCGGGGUGGUCUGCGGCAGCAGCAAGCGAAGGGAGCCGAGGGGCCGCCGACGACGAGCGAUGCAGGCGCGGGUUUCCGUGGGUGCGGUCCGGCGUGCGACGAGCGUGGCGCGGAUGCGGGUGGCAGGUGGUGGAGCUACGAGGCCGGGCGAAGGCAGGGCGGGCGCGAGUGGUCGCAGGGCCGGGAGCGGCCAGCGCGGGGUGAUGCGGGCGAGCGUAUGGGAGUGGACGAGGGGCGCGGCGUCCACGGCGAUGGCGACCAGCGUGGUGCGGUACACGGGACAGAGUGGAGGGGAGUGGAGGUCGGGGGCCUCACCGGCGGCUGCAGGGGAUUGGCAGUGGGCUCGAGCUCGAGGGGGAGGACGGGGACGACGUGCGGCGGGGCGACGAGGUCCGGCGGCGUAGAGGGUGGCUUCGGGCGACGGUGA
This is a messenger RNA of Aegilops tauschii subsp. strangulata, 615 nucleotides long. The record is from RefSeq and is a predicted model, not a curated record. NCBI's taxonomy places the organism in Eukaryota, Viridiplantae, Streptophyta, Magnoliopsida, Poales, Poaceae.